Molecule: messenger RNA, 875 nt
Organism: Cyprinodon tularosa
Lineage: Eukaryota; Metazoa; Chordata; Actinopteri; Cyprinodontiformes; Cyprinodontidae
Gene: olah
Product: oleoyl-ACP hydrolase
Exons: 6
Coding region: 62-853 (263 amino acids)
Biological process (GO): lipid biosynthetic process
Source: RefSeq, a predicted model, not a curated record
ACCACAGAAGAAAGGAAGCAGGAAAUGUUGCAGGAGGGGCAACAAGCUGUUGGCUCCUUCAAUGCAGAGGAGCAGCUGGGGACUCAGGAUGGAGAAGGUGAUCAGCUGCUUCAGGAGGAGGCCAGAAGCUGUGACCCGCCUCAUCUGCUUCCCCUGGGCAGGGGGGGGCUCCAUCCACUAUGCUCGCUGGGGAAACGUGCUGAACAGCUCUGUGGAAGUGUUUGCCGUCAAACUGCCGGGCAGAGAGAGUCGAGCCAGAGAGCCGUUCCAUGAGAACAUGCAGCAGAUCGUAGACGAGGCCAUUUCUGCUCUGCUGCCGCUGCUCAGGGAGAAACCGUUUGCUCUGUUUGGUCACAGUUUCGGAGCGCUCACAAGCUUUGCGGUUGCAGAAGAUCUGAAGAAGCUUCAUAACCUGGAACCGGUUCAUCUGUUUCUGUCCGGAGCUUCUGCUCCUCAUUCUGAGAUUCGCGCUAAAGCUCCAAAAAGAAACGAGUUGUCGGACGAGCAGUUCCUGCGGUGGUUAACGUCUAUCGGAGGAACUCCUCCAGAGCUCCUGGCGAACCCUGAGGUCCUGAAGCUCUUCCUGCCGGCCCUGAAGGCCGACCUGCACGUGGUGGAGAACUACAGAUGUACCAAACCAGACGCUCCGUUCCUGGCCUGUCCCGUUACCUGCUUCGAUGGGAAGGAGGACGUUCCUCACGACUUACAGGCUUGGAGGAGCAUCACGUCUGGAGAGUUCACCAUCAGGAUGUUUGAAGGCUCUCAUUUCUACCUGAAGGAUGCUGGGAAUGAAAAGAUCCUGUUAGACCACAUCACCAAGGCCUUGGAGACGGCAGAGAUGGAUUAUUUAUGAUUAAAGGGACUCUCUUAAGUAU